AUGAAUUCACAGCCCAACGAUGUGUCGCCCGAGGCGAUGCAGGCGCGCAUCCAGCAAGCGCGUCGCGAGGCCGAGACGCUCAAGGAUAGGAUCAAGCGGAAGAAGGAUGAGCUGGCCGACACCACACUCCGGGCUGUCGCUCAGCAGGCUCACGAGCCCAUCCCCAAGAACCAGCUUAUGCGGGCGAAGCGGACGCUCAAGGGCCAUCUGGCCAAGAUCUACGCCAUGCACUGGUCUACAGACCGCCGACACCUCGUCUCAGCCUCGCAGGACGGAAAGCUCAUCAUCUGGGACGCCUACACCACCAACAAAGUCCACGCCAUCCCUCUCCGCUCAUCAUGGGUCAUGACCUGCGCCUACGCCCCCAGCGGCAACUUUGUCGCCUGCGGUGGUCUCGACAACAUCUGCUCCAUCUAUAACCUCAACCAGCAGCGCGACGGCCCCACGCGGGUGGCCAGGGAACUGUCCGGCCACGCCGGUUACCUGUCCUGCUGUCGAUUCAUCAACGAUCGCAGCAUCCUCACCUCGUCCGGUGACAUGACCUGCAUGAAGUGGGACAUUGAGACUGGCCAAAAGGUCACCGAGUUCGCCGACCACCUUGGCGAUGUCAUGAGCAUCAGCUUGAACCCCACCAACCAAAACACCUUCAUCUCUGGUGCCUGCGACGCGUUCGCCAAGCUCUGGGAUAUCCGUGCCGGAAAGGCGGUGCAGACCUUUGCAGGCCACGAGUCUGACAUCAACGCCAUCCAGUUCUUCCCCGACGGCCACUCUUUCGUUACGGGAUCCGACGACGCCACCUGCCGGCUGUUUGACAUUCGCGCCGAUCGCGAACUGAACCUCUAUGGAUCUGAAUCCAUUCUUUGCGGCAUCACAUCCGUUGCCACCUCCGUGUCCGGACGUCUGCUCUUUGCCGGAUAUGACGACUUUGAGUGCAAGGUCUGGGAUAUUACACGAGGCGAAAAGGUUGGCUCGCUGGUAGGCCACGAGAACCGUGUGAGCUGCUUGGGUGUCAGCAACGACGGCAUCAGCUUGUGCACAGGUUCAUGGGAUUCUCUGCUCAAGGUUUGGGCUUAUUAA
Molecule: messenger RNA, 1077 nt
Organism: Trichoderma breve
Lineage: Eukaryota; Fungi; Ascomycota; Sordariomycetes; Hypocreales; Hypocreaceae
Product: WD domain, g-beta repeat domain-containing protein
Exons: 5
Coding region: 1-1077 (358 amino acids)
Biological process (GO): G protein-coupled receptor signaling pathway
Cellular component (GO): heterotrimeric G-protein complex; cytoplasm
Molecular function (GO): signaling receptor complex adaptor activity; protein binding
Source: RefSeq, a predicted model, not a curated record